AUGGACCUGGAAACAAAUCCUCCCCUGAAACCCUGCGAUUCAAUUGAUCAAGCCGCUCUCGAUGCGCACGAUCUGGCUACUUUGGGACAUGACCAGGUUUUGUCUCGGAAGUUCAGCUUAGGCAGUAUGCUUGCGCUCGGAUUUUGCGUUCUGGGCACUUGGGGCACUUUCGCUCAAGAUCUUGCUACGGGCUUGGAGAGUGGAGGUCCUGUGGGCAUUCUGUGGGGACUUGUUCUUGUCACUAUUUGCAAUCUAUGUGUUGCAUUAUCACUCGGGGAACUGUGCAGUAGCAUGCCAACUGCAUUGGGACAGGCAUACUGGGUUUAUAGACUUUGGAACACCCCGACAGGUCGUUUUGCCUCAUAUAUGUGUGCUUGGAUCAAUACCUUUGGGUGGUGGACGCUGACAGCUUCGGCGGUUGCAUUCAUGACGAAUUUCCUGCUGGGGACGAAGGUCAUGUUUGAUAACUCCUGGGCUGGCGCAUCUGAGGGUUGGGUUCAAUUUAUCCUCUACGUUGGCGUUACUGCCAUGCUCAUUGUGGCCAAUUUGGUCUCUUGUCGGAGCGACAAGACGCUACCAAUUUUCAACAACAUUAUUGGUAUUUGGUUUGCUGGGCUGUUCAUCGUAAUGAGCAUCGUGAUGGUGGUCUGCGUGGCGACCCAAGCAGAUCUAUCCUUUCAGCCUGCUCGGUUCGUGUUUAGCGGAUGGAUUAAUCAGACAGGCUGGAGCGACGGAGUCACAUGGUUUAUCGGUCUUGUCCAAGCUGCAUACGGAUUGACAGCUUUCGAUUCCGUGAUUCACCUUGCAGAGGAGAUCCCCGCACCUCGAAAGAAUGUUCCAAAAACGAUAUAUCUAUCGGUUAUUUCGGGUGCCAUCACGGGUUUUAUCUUCAUGGUCAUCUGUCUCUACUGCAUUCAAGAUUUGGAUCAGGUUUUGGAUUCGCCUACUGGACUUCCAUUCAUGGAGCUAAUCACAAGCACAGUCGGACUCAAAGGUGGUCUUGUGCUGAUGGUCUUAUUCAUUGGUAAUGGCCUUGGACAAGCAGUCAGCAUUAUGACCACCUCCUCUCGACUCACUUGGGGGUUUGCCCGGGAUGGCGGGCUACCCUGGAGCCAAUACUUUACCCAUGUUGAUACAACAUGGAAGAUGCCAGUUCGAGCCCUUUGGCUCCAGGGGCUUCUGAUUGCACUGGUAGGAGUCCUAUAUUUCGGCGUAGACACGGUGCUCCAGGCCAUUCUAAGUGUCAGCACGAUCGCACUCACAAUCUCAUACUGCAUUCCUAUUCUAUCUUUGCUGCUCGUGGGCCGUGACAAACUACCUCCCGGGGAAUUUCGAUUGGGGGGGGGUUGGGACCGAUAA
Penicillium manginii is the source of this 1359-nucleotide messenger RNA. RefSeq lists its product as uncharacterized. NCBI's taxonomy places the organism in Eukaryota, Fungi, Ascomycota, Eurotiomycetes, Eurotiales, Aspergillaceae. Gene Ontology annotation, biological process: transmembrane transport; amino acid transport. Gene Ontology annotation, cellular component: membrane. The coding region runs from base 1 to 1359 and encodes 452 amino acids. The transcript has a single exon. Gene Ontology annotation, molecular function: transmembrane transporter activity. The record is from RefSeq and is a predicted model, not a curated record.